AAUUCGAAUGCAAUUCAAACAAUCUUAAACUAGGACAGCGUCUCUGCUCCCAAAUAAAUAAACCCGUUGGGUUUUACCCGACUCGAAAUUCUUGAUGGAAGAUGAUAGUGCCGUUGGCGUUGGCGGUGGCGGUGAGCCCUCGAGAGUGGUCGCACCGAAGGUGAUGAAGGCUGGUGACCGCCAGGUUUUCACGGUUGAGCUCCGGCCAGGAGAGACAACGUUUGUUUCGUGGAGGAAGCUUGCCAAAGACGCCAACCGAACCCAUGGAUCUUCCCCCGCUGCCGCUACUGCAUCUCUGGUGGCGGCGUCAGCACCCAAGCCGCCGCCGAAUGCCCAUCCUAACCUCCAUUCUCGCAUCGCUCCAGGAGAAACAGCUGAACAAGAAGCGAAAGAUGAGCCAGCCCCAAAUCGUUUCAGUGCUGUUAUUGAGAAGAUUGAACGUCUUUACAUGGGUAAAGAUAGCAGUGACGAGGAAGAACUGGAUGAAACUCCAGAUGAUGAUCAGUAUGAUACAGAAGACUCUUUUAUUGAUGAUGCAGAGCUGGAUGAGUAUUUUGAAGUUGAUAAUUCAGCAAUAAAACAUGAUGGAUUCUUUGUUAAUAGGGGAAAGUUGGAAAGAAUAAAUGAACCUCCUGUGGUACCUAAUGAACGGCCCAAGAAAAGGCAAAGAAAAGAAGCUGCAAAACUUACCACUGAGAGCGGCAAUGGUCAUUUGUUAAAUAAACAUGUGAAGGCAGCAAAGAUGAUGUCAGGGAGGGCUGAACCAUCUCCUCUAAAGAAUAAUUCUAAAUGUUCUCAGAAUUUGACUGCAUUAGAAGAAAAAUACAGGGAUGUAAAAGGUCAGAAUCAAUCAUCAGUCUCUGGUGUUCCUUCCAAAAAGAAGUCUUCUGUGACAAGACUGGCAUUGGAUACUUUUUCAAAUUUGAAUGAUCCAAAUGGUGGCACUUCUUUACCUUUGGCGGAUGUCAUGGAUAUUGAAAGCUUAAAUAUGGGAUUUCUGCAGUCAGAAAGUGUUGUCGGUAACAACUUGAAAGAUGUAACUGGAUCCUCUGAUGUUUUGCAUAAGAAAUACCAUGAUAAAAGUGCUGUCACUCAAUCCAAACCUCAACAUGGAAAACUAAGAAGCAAUGUUGAUAAGCUUGAACAAUCGGUUAGAACAAGAGAAAACAAUGGCAUUCUUGAAUUGCCAGACAUUAAUGUUUCUGAAGGCAUACAUGCUGUGCGUACAGCAAAAUCUUCACAUAUGAUGAAAAAGGAUGGUUCUACUCUUAGGCCCAAAAGUUUCGUGCUUGAAAAGGCCAUUAGAGAGCUAGAGAAGAUAGUUGCAGAAGCUAGGCCGCCUGCUAUGGAAAAUCAAGAGGGUGAUGCAAUUAAGAGGAGAUUGCCUAAAGAAAUAAAGCUCAAGCUUUCUAAAGUUGCUAGAUUAGCGGCAAGCCAGGGGAAAGUUUCCACGGAGUUACUGAAUCGCCUGAUGAGCAUCCUUGGUCAUUUAAUACAGCUAAGAACCCUUAAGAGGAACCUCAAAAUCAUGAUUAAUAUGGAUGUGUCACCAACAGCAAAGCAAGAAAAAGCUGCUAGAUUUCAACUGAUCAAGAAGGAAGUCUCUGAGAUGAUAAAAGCGAGACUUUCUUCUUUUGAGACAAAGAUAUUGGAACAGCAACCCAGAGCUUCUGAUGAUUUUCAAGAACUUGGUUCUGAAGAAAGAGUUUUCAGAAAAAAAAUUAGCAUGGACGCACCAUUGGAGAACAAGAUUUGUGAACUUUAUGACCUCCAUGUCGAUGGAUUAGAUGAAGAUGCUGGUCCACAAAUCAGAAAGCUUUAUGUAGAGCUUGCACAGCUGUGGCCAAAUGGUAUGAUGGACAACCAUGAGAUUAAGCGUUCAAUUUGUAGGGCAAAGGAAAGACGGAGAGCAAGGUACAAUAGACGUAAGGAUCAGGAGAAAAUCAAGAUGAAAAAGAUGUUGGAACCAGGGGUGGAGGAGGGCGUUCGAGAGGACUCUGCCUCAAGUGCACAUUCACAGCACACACAGGAGAGGUCGGCUGGUGAUCCCGGUACUCGAGCUUUACUUUCAACUAACAAGUCACUUUCAAACACAACAGCAGCUGCCGUCCGGGUUCCGAGUCCCUCGACAAAUGAUUGCAGUUUCGACGGACUAAAACAGGAUAAGUUAAAGGGAAUCUCAAGCAGUGCCAUGGAUGAUGAAAUCAAGAUGGCGGAUGCUUCACUGCCAAAGAAAAAGGUAAAAAGGAAGCCGGAAAAGCAUGAGUUGGGUGAAUCACAUUUCCAGCCCGAAAAGUUAGCUCCGCAACAGGACAUCAAUGACCAGCACAAGUCCGUCAAACAGCCGAUGAAUCUUCCUUUGAAAUCAAAGGUUCCGACGACUGCUCUAAGUUCCGAGCACUAGAGUUAACAUCAUAAACACUCAAUUCUUAGCGUUUUAGUUUUUUUUUUAUUUACUUUCUGGAGAGCUUCAUUGUUUCUUCCAUUUUUGUAAAUAAAUGUUCUUCACUAACUCGUGUUGAGUAGGAGAUAGCGAAAAGUUUGUACGGCAAGUAUAAUUUUCUAGGCUUAGUCAGCUUUUCUUUCAGCUU
Hibiscus syriacus is the source of this 2591-nucleotide messenger RNA. RefSeq names its product ubinuclein-1-like. The record is from RefSeq and is a predicted model, not a curated record. The coding region runs from base 95 to 2404 and encodes 769 amino acids. The transcript has 13 exons. Lineage: Eukaryota; Viridiplantae; Streptophyta; Magnoliopsida; Malvales; Malvaceae. Gene Ontology annotation, cellular component: nucleus.